AUGUCACGCACUCGUAUAUCCGAGCCAUUUAAUUCAUCAAAUACCAAGACAAACAUCUCUGAUUAUUCAGGUUUUAACUCGGAUCCCUCUGAAGAUAGUGUGAGUGAUAAUGAGGAAGGAAAUGAUGAAGAAAAUGAUGAUAUGGGUGCAAUGUUUUCUGACGAUGGUGAUGCUGGUUAUUAUAUGGUUUAA
Molecule: messenger RNA, 192 nt
Organism: Paraglomus brasilianum
Lineage: Eukaryota; Fungi; Glomeromycota; Glomeromycetes; Paraglomerales; Paraglomeraceae
Source: the annotation of a GenBank genome assembly